Molecule: messenger RNA, 657 nt
Organism: Symbiodinium pilosum
Lineage: Eukaryota; Dinophyceae; Suessiales; Symbiodiniaceae
Source: the annotation of a GenBank genome assembly
AUGGCUGACCACAUGAAGAACGUUGGCAACGCGGACUCAGAGCUGUCUGUUGAGGAGCGCAACCUCCUGUCCGUGGCCUACAAGAACACUGUCGGCUCCCGUCGUGCCGCGUGGCGCAUCAUCACUAGCGUCAUGCAGAAGGAGACCACGAAGGGCAACACGGAGAAUGCCGCCUACGCCAAGGAGUACUGCAAGAAGGUUGAGGAUGAGCUGCAGUCCAUCUGCGAUACCAUCCUUGCCCUUCUGGAUGGCAAGCUGAUCGCCAAGGCCAGCAGUGGUGAGUCCAAGGUCUUUUACCAAAAGAUGAAGGCGGACUACUACCGCUACAUUGCUGAGUUCCGCGAUGGUGAUGCCAAGAGCAGUGCGGCGGAGAAGGCUCGCCAAGCCUAUCAAGAGGCAGAGGACAUUGCCAAGAAAGACCUGGCGGUGACCCAUCCAAUUCGCUUGGGCUUGGCCCUGAACUACUCCGUGUUCAUGUACGAGGUGCUGGGCAACCCGGAUGAUGCCUGCAAGAUGGCACGCACCGCCUUCGAGGAUGCUAUUGCAGAGUUGGACAACGUGGCAGAGGACUCCUACAAAGACUCGACGCUGAUCAUGCAGCUUUUGCGUGACAACCUGACCUUGUGGACUUCUGACCAGGAGGGUGGGCAGGCAUAA